Messenger RNA from Owenia fusiformis, 7317 nucleotides. NCBI's taxonomy places the organism in Eukaryota, Metazoa, Annelida, Polychaeta, Sabellida, Oweniidae. The record is from the annotation of a GenBank genome assembly.
GUUAGCGUGAUUUUGACAGGAAAAUAGUUCAGCGUAGGGAUUUUUCGUCUGUACUGCAUGUUGAAUUCGCAAGAUGGUGGAAGUCUGAAACAGGGAUUUGAAAGGUGCUCAAAAUCUCUCUGUUUCCAUAGUUUUUAGGAAGAUAAUGCGUGGAUGCUGAAGUGCUAUAGCAAGUUCAGUAUUCACUUGGAGUGAUUAUAAACUUUAUAGACACCAUGAUUCCACGGACGCUUUACAAUCAGCAGAACAAUUUACUGAUUCUGGUUGUCAUUUUUGCGAUAUGCGUUCAACUUAGUCAACAAGCGGCCUGCAAAGGAUGCACAGGAGAUAUAUGUUUUUGUAAAGGCACUAAAGGAAAACCGGGGGUAGGUGGCCUUCCCGGAUUGCAGGGUUACCCUGGCAACCCCGGAGACAGGGGCCCCGAGGGGAAAAGAGGAAUCAAAGGGUUCAGAGGGGACACUGGUGAAGUUGGAACCCAAGGACCCAGAGGAAUAAGGGGACAUGAGGGACUCAUAGGGUUGCCUGGGGUCUCAGGAAUACCUGGUCUCAAUGGAACUGAUGGGCCUGUAGGACCCAAAGGUCUAGAUGGCUGCAACGGUACAAAGGGUGAAGAAGGCUUAAGAGGACAACCGGGUCGACCUGGAAGUGAUGGUUUCCCUGGAAGAGAUGGGUUCCCUGGUCUUCCUGGUGCGCCGGGUGAGGAGAUAUCAGGACCCGGAGGACUUGGACUGAAGGGAGACAGGGGGGAACCAGGACAAGAUGGAUUUGAUGGCCCACCUGGACCUGACGGUUACCCAGGCGACCAAGGGGAGGAUGGAGAUGUUGGGGAGCCAGGUGAUGCUGGAAUUCCUGGUCUUCCAGGACCCAAGGGACAGAUGGGACUCGGAGUACAGGGACCCAAAGGCCAAAGGGGAGCUCCAGGAUUUCAAGGACCCCCAGGUCCCCCAGGUAAAUCUGCCGCCAUUGGGCGCCCUGAGGACUCAAUUCGUCAAGGACCAAAGGGAUUCCCUGGUGUGAAAGGUCCGGAUGGUGACGGAGGUGACAUGGGACUUCCUGGACUACCUGGUCGUGAUGGUCUUGACGGAAUACCUGGUGCUAAAGGAGACGCUGGAAUGCAAGGAAACCAAGGAAAGAGAGGCAAGAGAGGUAAAUAUGGACCAGAGGGCGCAAUUGGUCCUAAAGGAUUCUCUGGAAGACCUGGCCCAGAUGGCCGAGAUGGCUUUGAUGGAGUGAAGGGAGCGCGAGGAUCUGAUGGGUUUGAUGGUCGGAGGGGACCCCAGGGAGAUAUUGGACCCCCAGGCACCGGGAAGGAAACCAAGCCUAGGGUAGGGCCACAGGGAGACCCAGGAGAUGAUGGAUUCCGCGGACUUCCAGGACGGGAAGGUCGUCCAGGAGAACCAGGUUUCCAAGGAGAACCAGGUUUCCCUGGACCCAAUGGAUACCCAGGAGCUGAUGGUAUCCCAGGAUUCUCUAUGAAAGGUGACACGGGAGAUUCAGGACUGCCAGGAUUGGAUGGAAUCCCAGGACGACCAGGGCGAGUCGGUCUACCUGGUAGAGACGGUGACAAAGGUCAACCAGGUGAAACUGCUUAUGGCGACCUAGGAGAUAGAGGGGAUCCUGGUCGACCAGGACGUGAUGGAUUUCCAGGCAGUAGGGGGCCCCUUGGAGAUGAAGGAACAAAAGGACGUCGCGGUAGCUUCAGGGGUGAAGGUACCCCAGGGUUCCAAGGUCCACCUGGAAUACCUGGUGAUCCCGGAAUUAAUGGAAUUGAUGGACGGGAUGGUCUUCCUGGAUUGAGAGGUGGCAGAGGUGAUGAUUGUGGCCCAUGCCGUGAUGGAAUAAAUGGUCCUAAGGGGGACCAAGGUGACGAUGGAUUCCCAGGUCUACCAGGCUUUUCAGGUCCAAAAGGUCCAAAUGGACGCCCCGGAGAAAAGGGUCUACCUGGUCUCAGAGGCAAUGAUGGCUUACCAGGAUUAAAUGGACCCGAUGGACUACCAGGACUUGAUGGUCUUGAUGGUGACCGUGGAGACUUGGGAGAGGCUAUUCCUGCAACACCAAUCCCUGGCCCCAACGGAUAUCAAGGAGAACCUGGAUUCCCUGGAGGUCAAGGACUCAAAGGAGCAAAUGGUUUCCCAGGGCAACCAGGCUUUGACGGACUGCCAGGAAUUGACGGACAAAAGGGAGAGGAGGGUGAACGAGGAGUAGAUGGUUUAGAUGGACUGCGGGGUAUAGAUGGCGACAGUGGACCAAAGGGUCCAAGAGGACAAGGAGGAAAAGGGCAAGCUGGAGAUUCUGGACGCAACGGAUUACCUGGCCUAAAAGGGGAACAAGGUGAAGGAAUUGAUAUAGGACAGAUAGAGUUUUUCCCAGGUCCAAAAGGUUCUCCGGGUGAGCCUGGUAGAACUGGGAUAGAUGGAUCCCCAGGAAAUCCUGGUGACAAUGGACGAGAUGGACUCCCUGGAUUUGAAGGGUCAAAGGGACUACCAGGUGACAGGGGACGUCCUGGCAGAAGCCAGAGGGGUUUCCCAGGAGCCAAGGGAUAUCCUGGUCUCCCUGGAGACUCCGGGUUGCCAGGGGCACCUGGUCAGUCUGGAGAGUCUGGACGAGAUGGAGUGCCUGGUCUUGAUGGGCCAAAGGGGCAGCCUGGUUCAGGUUUUGCUUUGAUUAAAGGACAGCGGGGAGAAGAUGGAUUCCCAGGCUUGCCAGGAGAGAGGGGGGAUGACGGAUUACCAGGACGUGAUGGCAGAGAUGGUCUACCAGGAGUUGAUGGUCAAAAAGGAUACCCAGGAAGAGAUGGCUUAAAUGGGCGACCAGGAGCCAAAGGAGAAGCAGGACAGGGAGGGGAUGGAACCAAAGGAGAGCCAGGACGACCUGGACAACCUGGAUUUGAUGGCAAAGAUGGGUUGUCUGGUGAUAAGGGAGGUGUUGGCGAUUCAGGCAGAGAUGGGUUCCCAGGGCUUCCUGGAAGGAAGGGCCUGGAUGGUCGUGCAGGAGAACCAGGGCAGCCAGGGAAACCAGGUCAAGAUGGUUUGCCAGGAAAACCAGGUCCAAGAGGCAGAGAUGGACUUGCAGGUUUCAAGGGUGAGAGAGGCAAUGAUGGCCUCCCCGGAUUGGCUGGCUCACUUGGACCUGACGGAGAUUCCGGAAUUCCAGGACCAAAAGGCAACUCUGGCGAUAGAGGAGAACCAGGCUUCCCAGGAUUCCCUGGAAACAGUGGUCGUCUGGGUCCCGAUGGAGAUGAUGGUAUUCCUGGGCGGCCGGGACAGAAAGGAGAACCCGCGAGAUUUGGGGGUAAAGGCCCCAGAGGAGAAGAUGGAUUACCAGGUCUACCUGGCUUCCCUGGUUUGAAUGGAUUAGAUGGUGAGCCUGGACCACAGGGUCCACGUGGGGACCCCGGACCCGGACUCCCUGGACAGAGAGGUCCUUCAGGCGAACAGGGCAGAAAUGGCUUCCAGGGACGACCAGGCCGUGAGGGCUUAAAGGGCGCUAUGGGCAUGAUGGGAUUCCCAGGUGUUGAUGGUGGCAAAGGAGACGAUGGUCGCCCAGGGUCAGUAGGACGACCAGGUGCCCAGGGGUCCCCAGGUUUGAAAGGAGAGCGAGGGGAGACAGCUUUUGAUGGGGUCAGAGGUCGCCCAGGUCCAGCAGGAGAUAAUGGCAGAGAUGGUUUCCCUGGAAUACCAGGCAGAGCUGGAGAUUCUGGAAGAGAUGGGUUGCCAGGAAUUGCUGGAUUGGAUGGAGAGAAAGGAGCUGAUGGGUUGCCAGGGUUACCAGCUUCAGCAACAGAAAAGGGAGAACGUGGAGAGGAUGGUGAAAAUGGUCUCCCAGGACUUGCAGGGCUUGCAGGCGAUCGAGGCGAGCCAGGGCCUGCAGGAGCUGAUGGUCUUCCUGGACAGCGUGGCUUUGAUGGAUUACCAGGACCCGAUGGAAAACCUGGAAGACAGGGUCCAAGAGGUGAUGAUGGUCUACCUGGCCUUGAAGGUCGCGCAGGGCCACCUGCCCUCCCAGGACCCAAGGGACAACCUGGAGAGCCAGGACAGAGAAACCCUGAUGGCUUACCAGGCUUUAAGGGUGAACAAGGAUUCCCUGGACUGGACGGACGUCCCGGGUCUAAGGGACAACCAGGAGAACCAGGGUCUGCAUUGAAAGGACGCCCUGGUGAUCCAGGAGCUGACGGAUUGCCAGGUUUAGAUGGACGUGAUGGACAGAAAGGACAGCCAGGAAGACCAGGCCAGGAUGCAUUUGCCAGAGGCCCCAAGGGAGAGGACGGACCCCCAGGACAAGAUGGCCUCCCAGGACCAGAUGGUGAACCAGGACCACAGGGACCAAGUGGUUUACCAGGAUUCCCUGGCCAAGCUGGAUUAAAGGGAAGUGUUGGUGACAAUGGGUUUGAUGGACUUCCAGGUUUACGAGGCCGUGUUGGUGAUCCUGGAUUCCCAGGACGUGAAGGUCUCCCAGGGUUCCAAGGACCACCUGGCCGAAAAGGAGCUAGAGGUGACCCCCCACGCCCAGGACCCCUCCGAAAAGGACGCCCAGGUGAACCUGGUCUCCCUGGACGUGAUGGUCUGAAUGGACUACCAGGAGAUGAUGGAUUAAAUGGUAUCCCAGGACCACAAGGACCCAAAGGAGAUGAAGGUAGGCCAGGACCAGAUGGACAAGAAGGACCAGAUGGAGAGCAAGGACGCUCUGGUGCCCCUGGAUUACAAGGUAUGGAUGGUUUACCCGGACUUCCCGGACAAGAUGGGCCCGAUGGACCCGACGGACUGCCAGGUUUGGCAGGCGGAGAUGCUGGGUUCUACUUUGCAAGACAUAGUCAGACUACAGAGGUACCAGAGUGUCCCAUAGGAACAUCACCAAUGUGGAAUGGUUACUCCCUGUUGUUUGUACAAGGCAAUGAAAGAGCCCAUGGUCAAGAUCUAGGUACACCUGGAAGUUGUCUGCGAAGAUUCAGCACAAUGCCAUUCAUGUUCUGCAAUUUGAACAAUGUGUGCAAUGUUGCAUCUAGGAACGACUACAGCUAUUGGUUGUCUACACCUCAACCAAUGACACCCAUGAUGAGCCCUGUGGAGGGUGAGGGUAUAAGACCCUACAUCUCUAGGUGUUCCGUGUGUGAGGCCCCAGCUCAGGUAAUGGCAGUACACAGUCAGACUAUGUUGGUGCCUAGCUGUCCAGCUGGUUGGCGAUCACAAUGGAUUGGCUACAGUUUUGCCAUGCACACUGGUGCGGGAGCUGAGGGCACAGGGCAGAAUAUGCAAUCCCCUGGGUCAUGCUUGGAGGACUUCCGUCCCUCUCCAUUCAUAGAGUGCCACGGCAGAGGCACGUGCAAUUAUUAUGCCACUACUUAUAGCUUCUGGCUAGCAUCUAUAGAAUUCAACAGUCAAUUUAGUAAACCAGUAUCAGAGACAUUAAAGGCUGGUAAUUUACGUAAUAAAAUAUCAAGAUGUAAUGUCUGUAUGGCUAUUGGAAGUUAGGUUUAGAGUACUAGUGGAGGGAUAUUGAUGUUGUGAGAGAAUAAAGUCCAUCGGAGGAAAGUAGUGCCAAAGUUACCAUGACACUCCGCUGACUUAACAACAUUGCAGUUUUAAUAAAUAUUCUUCACUAAGAAAAUGCAAAAUAUUUUUCAAAAAAUGAAAGAGACAUUUUUUCAUAGUCCAAACAAAAAACAGUUUAUUUCAAAUUCAAUUAAAUACAGUAACAUAUCUACACAUCAUGUAAGGUAAUUUGGCCGAGAAAUCAUACCAGUUUUCCCUGAAAAUAUUCACAAAUAAAUUUCAGGGAAAUGUAUGAUUACUCAUAUCUGGAUUCAAAUCCAAAGAUGGAAAAAUAAGGACCAAAAUUGGAGAUAUUUCUUCCAAAAAUGGAGAUAUUUCCUCCAAAAUUGGAGAUAUUUCUUCAAAAAUUGGUCUAUAUUGAUCACGUGUAUCUAUGCAAUAAUGUACAGUUUUCAAACAGAAUAUGCAUUUAUCAACUUUGGCCUUAUACUCUUUAGUAUCUACAUUAUGCCAAUAGGAUCAACUUACUAUGCAUAAAUAAUGUAAAUUUAACAUUGGUGCUGAUUUUAUAUAACUUUAUAUAAAUGUACAAAUGAAAUAUGCAAUUUAAAUGACAUCAUGUAGACAUUUAUGAAUAGUUUUAAAUGUUAGGCCAAUUGAAAUUUAAAAUUGAACAAGAUAAAUAUUUUAGUAAUGUUAGCAGAAAUAUGUAAUUCACAUGUACUAAAAGACUGUUCUGGACCCAGUUUUUUUCAUGUUUUUAACACUGCCACGGGGCCUGGUUUUGUAAAAGGUGCCAAAUGAAAUAGGAUAAUCAAUUGAAGAGUUAGCGAGAAGGCCCUGAGAUGCAUUUAUUAUAUAAGCCUAUGAGAUUAUAUACAAUUAUAUAUAAAUAAGAGAUUUUAUAUAUCAUCAAUUAGUCAUUUUCUUAGAGUAUAUUUUACACAUGGAACUAUAUAAAAGUAGAAUAAUUACAUAUUUAAGUACAAACGGGAUAUUAGUCAUAUCCAAAAACAAAAUCAUGUACAAGACAAGAGAAAUAUCACAUUUAUCUCUACUUGUUAACAUUAACUUACGUGGCUUGUUAACAUCAACUUACAUGUCUUGUUAACACCAACUUACAUGUAAUUAUGUGCAUUCUAUUUUAGUCCCACCUUCUGGUCAUUAGUUUCAUUUUGUGUACAUAGAUGGCAUUAGAAGUACAAUCAUUUUAGGCCAAAGUAAAGAAGAAAUGUUUCUCAUAUUAAAUUAUAAUUUUAAGAUUAAGUACAAUCAAAGAAAUUAAUUUAGGUAAUAUAUUGGCGUCAGUCAUUUUAUUAAAAAAAUAUUAAAAUGGCAUAUUUUAUGAUAUUUUUAGAAUCCCUGAUUUCACAUCUGCUUUGUGAGAAACUUUUUUUUAAAUACUUUGGCCUCACUUAGUAUGUGAUUUAUAUUUAAUUCUACCAAGUGUAUCUUGUAUUAUAUCAUUAUAUAGAGGAAUCAUGGGAGAGCUUGUACUAUAUACAAUCAGUCAUAAACAAUGAAAAUUACAAUUUGUAAAAAAUAAACAAGUUCGUCAAACCAAAAAAUUAUAUCCUCUGAAUUCAAAACUACCAGUCUGCAGAUUGUAAUUUUCCAGUGGACAAAACACAAAAUAGAAAAAUGGAUGUAUAAAUAAUAUUCUAGUCUUUGCAUUGCCAGUAUCUAAGUAAUGUACCUUUUAAAUGUGCAUGUGAAAUAGGUUUUAACAUAUCUUGUGAUCAUAGAAAUUAUUUCAUUGUUUACAAUUAUUUAGUUUGAAAACUUGCAAUUGUGAAAUAUUAACAAUAAAUUACACAUGUACAUCCUA